GGAAAAACUAUGCUGUCACUCCGCCAAUUCGCGCGACUGCGACGAAUACCUCUGCAUCAUGCUCGUUCGGUCGUGUCCCAGUCUGUGUCAGACAAGUCGACAGCUGAUAAUGCACUCGGCGCUCUCGGGCUAGACGACUCUAUUGCGCCCACGGUCAAAGCAGAAGAACCAGUCGAGGACUGGAUGUUACUUCAGCCACUUGACACCAAUGGUCGGGGCCGUCGUCGCGAGCCGCUGCUCAAUAUUCCACCGCCAGAAGACCCUCUCCUUCAUCUCCUCGCUUCAAUGAUCAUGACCCACGGGGAACGCGCUAAAGCCAAUCGCAUUGUCUCGAAUACUCUCCUUCACAUCUACACCCUCACUCGGGCGCCACCACUCCCAAUUCUGCGCCAGGCGGUACUAUAUGCAUCUCCAGCCGUCAAGACGAUGACGAGGACCCAUGGCGCGAAAAUUGUGCAUACGCCGAUAGCUUUGAGCGAGAAGCAACGGACGCAUUAUGGUAUCAGUAUGCUGCUAGAGGCUGCAAAAAAGAGAACUGGAAGGAGGCUAGAGGAGAGAUUGGCCCGGGAGAUGGUGGACAUCCUACAAAAGGUGCACACCUCCAUAGAAGCCAACCAGCGGUCGGGCAACGUCAGCUGGGGUGGCGCGUUGGACAAGAAGAUGGAGCAGCAUCGGUUUGCAAUGGUCAACAGAGGAGGCGUCAGAAUCGCUCCAGGAGCUAUGAAUGCAGCGGCAAUUGCCCAGGCAGCGUAG
Mycena indigotica is the source of this 753-nucleotide messenger RNA. Its product is annotated as Ribosomal protein. Gene Ontology annotation, biological process: translation; ribosomal small subunit assembly. Gene Ontology annotation, molecular function: rRNA binding; structural constituent of ribosome; mRNA binding. The transcript has 2 exons. Gene Ontology annotation, cellular component: ribosome. The record is from RefSeq and is a predicted model, not a curated record. NCBI's taxonomy places the organism in Eukaryota, Fungi, Basidiomycota, Agaricomycetes, Agaricales, Mycenaceae. Bases 10 to 753 code for a protein of 247 amino acids.